AUUUUCACUCCCACUCUUACUUGUCUCUCUGAAUCCCCCCCCGUUGCGACGGUCUCUUCUCUUUUUCAAAACAACAUCAUCGCCCCUUUCAACCGGCGGCCGUGCCUGCGUGCGUCAGAACCAUAGAAGCAUCGAACCAGGUACCGCGCGCCUCUUCAGCUCCUCCCCAGCAAUGCGGUCUUUACCCGCAAUAGUGGGCGCCGCCCUGCCUCUGCAGCUCGCCCUGCUCCAGCAGUUGUGCCUGCAUGGCGUCAUUGCAACACCUGUCGCCAGCGGGCAGCAACAAAUCGUCAUUGGUUCAGAGGUCGCAGGAACAGUCGCACAGGAAGGAUCUCGACGUCUAAGUGGAAAGUUUCUGCACAUUACUGACUUUCACCCCGAUCAAUUCUACAAAACCCACUCCUCCACCGAAGAAGGCGUUGCAUGCCAUUCAGGCGAUGGACCCGCCGGCUACUAUGGCGCAGAAACGUCCGACUGCGAUACGCCAUCUUCCCUCGUAAACGCGACCUUUGACUGGAUCGCCGCGAAUAUUGCAGACGACAUCGAUUUCGUCAUUUGGACUGGCGACUCUGCGCGCCACGACAGCGAUGAGAGCAUUCCUCGUAGCCCGGGCCAGGUGCUCGGCACAAAUCGAUGGAUCGCCGACAAGUUUGCGGAAACGUUUGGCGACCCGAAAGACUCCUCGAAAAUGGCCGUACCUGUGAUUCCGACGUUUGGAAACAACGACAUUCUACCGCAUAAUAUCCUCCUGCCAGGGCCCAAUAAGUGGUUAGGGUACUAUGCCGAGAUCUGGAAGCGCUUUAUCCCCGAGGAGCAACGCCACUCUUUCGAGUUUGGCGGUUGGUUCUACACCGAGGUCAUUCCCAAGAAGCUCGCCGUAUUCAGUCUCAACACAUUGUACUUUUUCGACCGAAACGCCGGUGUCGAUGAUUGCCAGCAGCCGUCCGAGCCAGGUUUUAAGCAAAUGGAGUGGCUUCGCGUGCAGCUGGAGUUCCUCCGCGAACGCGGCAUGAAGGCCAUCCUCAUGGGCCACGUGCCCCCGGCCCGGACCGACAGCAAGAAGAAUUGGGAUGAAACCUGCUGGCAAAAGUACAACCUUUGGAUGCAGCAGUAUCGGGAUGUUGUUGUUGGUUCGCUUUAUGGACACAUGAACAUUGAUCAUUUCAUUGUACACGACACCAAGGAAAUCGACAUCAACAUCUUGGGGGGUUUCGCGGUAGACGAUGACGUCGGCCGCGAAGCUUUUGAGGAUGAACUCGAAAUUCAGUCGGCACAGGACUACCUCACAGAAUUGCGAGAAGGCUGGGCCAAGUUGCCAGCCGUCAAUGUGAAGGCUCUCGAGGAGGAAGACACUGUGGAGUCGGAUGCAAAGGACAAGAAGAAGAAAAAGAAGAAGCCAGGAAAGGACUUGGGCGGCAAGUACGCAGAGCGUUACCACCUCUCCCUCGUCGGUCCCAGUAUCGUCCCCAACUACUUCCCCACACUCCGUGUCGUGGAGUACAACAUUUCCGGGCUCGAGGAUGCCGCGGUUUGGACCGACUCGUUCACCAACUCUGUGCCCGCUCUAGCACUCCCAUCAGACGACGACCCCGUUCACGAAGAAUUGAAGCGCGAAAUCGACGCCGCCAAGAAGAAGAAGAAGGGCAACAAGGGCAAAAAGGGAAAGAAGCCGACAAAACCUAAGGACCCUAACUUGGUCAUCCCUCAGCCGCCGCCUGCAGGCACCGGCCCUGGCCCGGCAUACGCACCUCAGCCCCUGACCUUCCUUGGAUACACCCAGUAUUUUGCGAACCUGACCUACCUCAACAACGACAUGACGCACGAGAGCAAGGACGCAUCUGGGAACAAGUGGCGUGACGGCAUCCACAAGGACAAGGAUCCCAAGUCCAAGAAGCCCAAGCCGCGCCCCUUUGCGUUCGAGGUUGAAUACAGCACCUUUACCGACAAGAUCUACAAGCUAUCGGACUUGACCGUUCGCAGCUACGUCAAGCUGGCGAGUCGCAUUGCUAAGGAGAAUGCUAAAAAGGGCAAAGGAAAGGCCCUUGCUGAGGACUUUGAAGAUGAUGACGAAGACGUAGAAGAGGAAGAGUCAUUAGAUGAGAAGAAGGAGCUGGUUGAAGAUGGAGAACACGAUGAUGACGACGUAGAUGACGACGAUGAAGAUGAUGACAAAGAUGAAGAUGUAGAAGCAGAGGAGAAGAAGGGAAAGAAAGGCAAGAAGGGUAAGAAGGGUAAGGGUGGAAAGAAGAAGAAGAAGCACAACAAGGUGUGGUUGCAUUUCUUGAAGCAUGCGUUCAUCAAGACGGUGCCCCAGAAGAAGUUGAAGAAGUUUUAGAGGUCGAUCGAGAGAGGGCAUGAGAGCUAGAGAGCGUGCGAGAUGUACUGGUCCUUUUUAUGGUCGUCGCAAGCUCGCAUUAUAAGCAUUUGCUAGACUUUUUGGAACUCGUCAUAUGAGCUAGCACUUUGUAUUUGAAAGAAACAAAGGCGUUUUAUGGGAGGCGCAUGGGCAAAGGGUAGCGAUUUUUUUAUGGAUUAUAUUUUACUUUCAGCUGUAGGAAAUUCGAGUUGCUAGUAGAUUCGGUUUCUCAUGUUUCUCUUAUUAGUCUUGGAAAUCGUAUCAUACCAAUUUCCUCCGGUCAGGGGGGUUCUAAACGUCUCUCAUAUCCAACAUCCCGAUUUACGAUUACUCUUCAGUUGAUAUCAUCAAGUCAAC
Colletotrichum acutatum is the source of this 2713-nucleotide messenger RNA. RefSeq names its product Metallo-dependent phosphatase-like protein. Bases 173 to 2335 code for a protein of 720 amino acids. The transcript has 2 exons. Gene Ontology annotation, molecular function: phosphoric diester hydrolase activity; endopolyphosphatase activity; exopolyphosphatase activity. Gene Ontology annotation, biological process: polyphosphate catabolic process. NCBI's taxonomy places the organism in Eukaryota, Fungi, Ascomycota, Sordariomycetes, Glomerellales, Glomerellaceae. Gene Ontology annotation, cellular component: fungal-type vacuole; membrane. The record is from RefSeq and is a predicted model, not a curated record.